Molecule: messenger RNA, 3909 nt
Organism: Symbiodinium necroappetens
Lineage: Eukaryota; Dinophyceae; Suessiales; Symbiodiniaceae
Source: the annotation of a GenBank genome assembly
AUGGAGGCUGCCAUGCAGCUCGAGCAAGAUGAACAUGCUGAGCAAGAUGAACAUGCUGACGAGGAGCACGCUGAGGAGCUUCACGAUGACGGACAGGGGGUUGAAGCUCCCAAAGUCAAAAAGACAAGAACGAAGAAACCGGUACCGUGCCAUGACCUGAAGAAGAUGUUCGAAGCUGGUGAGAAACGGUCCACGAAUGAUGUUGUCGACGUGAACGAGUUUUCUCAGCCCAGUGGAGGUGUUCCACUGCCAAGCCCCGCGCGAGCACUGGCAUCCGGCCAGUCAGGAAAUUUGGUCCUGAGUGCUCUCAAGAUCAAAGUAAGCUCUGUUCAGCAGGUUUCCGAGGAAGGCAUGGCCCCGCCAUUGAGGCAACUCUCAUCCGAGGAUGGCGCGGACAGACUCGAGCGUCUGAUCCUCACGGCACCAGUUGGCCUUCGGCAGCUUCUGGAUGCUGUGCCUCUCCUCGAGGCUGAGAUACCCUUGCUCGAAUCAGGCAAGGCCUUGUUCAAUCGGUUGCCGUCGGCUUGGCUCGAUGUCACCGGGAACAACACAGCGAUGGGGACUCGCUGUCUAUUCGCUUCAAGACGCCACGAGUUGUCCGUUUUCGAGCCGUUGAAGUCGGAACUUAUGUUGCAGGUUCCUCCUGCGGCGAAGGAAUGGCAACUGCCCCUCGAUCUUCCCGGCGAUGCUGCGAGGGUUGUCGAGGAGGAGGCCUGGCUCCUGCAAGUUCACCCUGGCCGACAAAUGUUGCGAGUGCUUCUCCGGCCAGGAGUGUUGCUGAUGAGGAUGGUUCGUCGAGGCCGGGUGCCGGCCGCCCGGUUCGUGUGGCGGGUCGUUGACUCCACGGAUGGAAAGGAUGGCGAGGAGAAGGAUCUUGAGGACCGAUCGACGUCCCACGCAGUCGGAGAGUUUUCAAUCCUGAGCAACUUGGAGGAUGCUGCCACCACGCAGCCACCGAACUUCUUGCAAUAUCCUUUGCGACGAGAGCAAUUGAGAUCCUUGGGAUGGAUGCUUGUACAGGAACAGCGGAGCACAGAGGAGCCUUUUGUCACAGAGCUGCGGGAGGCCGUUUCUUGUCCAGAUGCUCCCCACUGGAAGCUGGAAGGAAGCCUCCGUUGCGAGUAUCACAACGUCAAGGGCGGCGUCUUGGCGGAUGCCAUCGGCUACGGCAAAACCGCUUGCACCAUCGGCCUCGUCGACAAAACGAAGGAGGCCCCGCUCCCGGCGGUUCCGCCAUCUUUCCGAGGCUUCGUUCCGAGCCGAGCCACUUUGGUCUUGGUUCCGACGAACCUUCACAAGCAGUGGCUUUCGGAGAUCUCCAAGUUCACUGGAGAUGCGCUUAAGGUGAUCUCGGUUCCAACAUGUUCCCAGCUGAAGCGGCUGACUCUAAAGGAGCUUGCCGAGGCCGAUAUUGUGGUGUCCACAUAUCGGCUCUUCUACUCCAUGCCUUACUUGCGGAGACUCGAAGAACUCGCACGGGAGUGGUCGCAAGCCUACCGUGCUGCCUUCGAAGCCCUUCCUGGCUGGGCAGCCAAGCUUGGGAUCGAAACGGGCCUGGCUCCCGUUCGGCAGCAGCUUUUCGCCGGUGAUUCCGAGGAGAAUCGCAAGAGCAAGAGCAAAGAGAGCAAAGAGAGCAAAGAGAGCAAAGCUGCAAAUGAUGCAGCGAGCCAGGCUGCUCAAGCCGCCCAAACGAGCCAGGCAAGCCAGAAGCGGCGUCGUGUCACCGGGAAGCAAACCGGGUCUGCAACAGGCUCUGUUUCGCAGGAGACGCGCGUAUCUGACUGGCCAGAGCCGGCAUUGCUUACCCAGUAUGUCCCCUUAGAGGUCUUUUGGUGGAAGCGGAUUGUUUGCGACGAGUUUCAUGAACUUCUGAGCAGGUAUCCGCCUGCACAAGUUGCAGUGGAGUUGUUCCACGCUGACAACAAAUGGGGUCUCAGUGGGACGCCUCCUUGCCAGACCUUGGCUCAGAUACGGAAGGCAGCAGGCUUUCUAGGAGUUCAGCUUCCGCAGACACCGGCGGACACGGACAAAGAGGAACCGCGCAAGGUCGCCCAAGAGUGGCUGGACGCUUUCGUCCGCAGAAACACAGCGGAGCUGCCGCCUUUGGAGGAGGAGGAGCGUAUUGUUCCGGUUCGACAGACUGUCAAGGAGCGUGCCCUGUAUCUCGCCUUGACGCAGCAGCACCAACUCACCCAGGAACUUGGGCUUACAGACACGCAAUCGCAUGACCUUCCACAGCAGAUCAGGGCCUUGAAAGGCGUUGGACAGACUACCUGUGGACUGCUCAAGCUUUGCAGCCACUUUUGCUUCUCUGGUGCCUCCGACGUGCUGACAGCCGAAGACGAGUGCCAAAAGCAGGUGGCACUGAGAAGAGAGCGGAUCCUGCGGGCUGAGAGGGAAAUCAAAGCGCAGGCGGAAAGGGCCGCCUCGCUGGCACAGCUCAUCGGUCACUUCGAACCUCUCUUUGGGAAGCAGCCAGAUGAAGUCAACUGCCCUCACAUCUGCAAGGAGUCCAAGGGUGUCCUGACCGCUCGCCUGAAGUUCAUGGGCGUCAAGGCCCUGGGCAACAAGGCCGAGCUUUCAAAGACUCUCUUCGCCACGGCCGAGCAGCGCAGUGCCGGGUUGCGGAGCUUCGCUCUGGCCAGGGCAUUCGACACGAAGCUGGCGAGCAAGGUCUCUGCCUCUUGGUACCAGGACGCCGAAGAAGGAGGCAAUGCAGAAGUGGAGUGGAAGAAGAUCUUGGACAUGCUUGAUGCAGAUGUAGGUUUGGAUGCGGGUGCCGGAAGAGUACAGGAAGCCAUGAAACAGGCAGUGGCCGUCUUUCCGUGUCAAAGGCGUGAUCCGCCUGCGAGAUGUGCAAAACUGCGGAAGCACUUGGGAAUGCCCCAAUGGUCCGGCAGCGAGGAGGAGCAUGCCGACGAGCUGGCAGCGACCAACUGGAAAUGGCGCAGUGUUCGAGAGAAUGCCCAGAACUUGCAAAAGUUUCUGAAGGCAUGGAAGGAAGACCUUCUUUGCUCAGUGCAGCGCUUGCAGGCGUCCCAGGCAGGGCUGCAAGACAAGCUUAGAAGCCUGUCCUCUUUCCAGGACACCUUGCAUGCAUCGCAAGCGGAAGCUUUCGAGGAGCUACAGGACGAAGGAUCAAAAUUCGCAAAGUACGGUUCGAAGAUUGAGACGCUUGUGAAGCACACGCAGAAGAUCCAGCAGGCAGAUCCUGCGGCCAAGAUGAUCUGCUUCGUCCAAUGGGAAGACUUAAAGCGAAAGAUCAGCUCGGCCUUGGAAGAGUUUGGAGUGCCUCACCACGUCUUGCAGGGAAGCGUGUGGGGUCGGCAGGCUGCGCUCAGGCGCUUCCAGUACGAAGACUCCGGACCGCGCAUGCUGCUUCUCUCGCUCGAGGAGUCAGCCAGCGGGACUAACCUCACAGCUGCCAACCACGUGCUCAUCGUUCAUCCGAUGGAGGCACAGUCUCAAGAGGAGGCUGUGGCCUUCGAGAUGCAGGCUGUUGGACGCGUGCGUCGCCCUGGCCAGCAGAAGAAGAUUCACAUUUGGCGUUUCGUGACACUGGACACGAUUGAGCAACAGAUUACGGAGGAGCAUCAGAAGGAGCUGUGGGAACGUCAAGCCGUGAAGAUCCACAUCCAUGAGGCGGCCGAGCAGGACUCGGAGAGCGAGCUUGACUGCGAUGCUGAGGCUGAUGUCGGCGAAGCAGGAAAUGCUGCGCAUGUCUUUGAGCAAGCUACUCAGUGCUACAUGUCGACGGAUCCACCCAUGGCAAAAGGCAUCGAGGAGGACGAAGAAGUCGCGCUUGGCUCAGUCAUUGACAACAAGACCGGCGAGCUACUUGUUGGCACGCGUUGGCAUUUUGUCAGCGUGGCUGUCGCAUGCAGGCAAGAUGCAGGUCACGUCAGGUGA